Molecule: messenger RNA, 1440 nt
Organism: Trypanosoma rangeli
Lineage: Eukaryota; Euglenozoa; Kinetoplastea; Trypanosomatida; Trypanosomatidae
Product: putative ubiquitin activating enzyme
Exons: 1
Coding region: 1-1440 (479 amino acids)
Biological process (GO): protein neddylation
Cellular component (GO): nucleus; cytoplasm
Molecular function (GO): NEDD8 activating enzyme activity
Source: RefSeq, a predicted model, not a curated record
AUGUCAGGUGUCGGCUUGCGCACGCCCUUCACAACCAAUGAACGUGGGUUGCAGCAUCUUGUGCGGCGGUCUCCUCCCCCUGCCUUCGCCGUGGCAGGAUACAACGCGGAGAACACCACCUGGGACGAGGUGCGUCUCCUCUUAGUGGGUGCGGGCGGAAUUGGCUGUGAGGUACUGCACACGUUGGCACUGAGCGGGUUUACGGACAUCACUGUCGUGGACAUGGACACCAUCGAACUCUCCAAUCUGAACCGCCAGUUUCUUUUUUCGGAGGCGGACAUUGGGCGCAGUAAGGCGGAGGUGGCUGCAGCGUUUGUGGAGCGGCGUUGUCCGGGUGUGAGGGUGAAUGCCGUGUUUGGACGCCUUGAGGACCAACAUGACGGCUUUUAUCGACAGUUUCAUGUUGUUAUUUUGGCGGUGGACUCCGUGGCCGCACGACGAUGGAUGAAUCAGAAGAUUGCGGAACUUGCCGUCUGGGAGAUUGUGGAUGUCACGAGGGAGGGAUCGACGGGAAACAAGGAGAAACGCAUUACCAGUUCGAUUCCGUUUAUUGACACCGGCACGGAAGGGUAUGAGGCCUCCUGUCGCGUUAUUCGUUUAGACACGGGAACGACGGCCUGCAUUGAGUGUGACCUUGACAUUUACCCGCCGCGGAAGACGGUGCCGUUCUGCACCUUGGAGAAUGUGCCUCGUUCUCCAGCGCACUGCGUGCUUUAUGUGCAGUUCCGGCUGUGGAACGUACUACGUCCCGGGGAGACACUUGACAGCGACAACGCGGCACACAUUGAGUGGAUCCGCAGUGAAGCACAGAAGCGCAAGGAACUCUUUUGUAUCAUGGGGCCUGACAUCGACUUUUAUUUUGUCCUUGGAGUCGUGAAGAACGUUGUGCCAGCGGUCGGCUUCACCAACGCCUUGGUGGCAGGCCAGGCGUCUCUCGAGCUUAUUAAGCUCUUGACAGGCGUUGCUCCAUCGAUGCAGUGCUUUUCCUACUUCAACGGCGCUGCGGACUGUGGGGGGUUGACAUCGUACGUGACGGAGCUCUCUCCCAAUCCUGCAUGCCCCGUUUGCGCCCCGCGACCUGUCCUGCUGCUCACGUCUCACAUGCAGCCACAAGACGUGCUGGCGGCUGUUGAGGAGCAAAUUGACCUCCCCACCGUCGUGCGUGACGCAGGUGAGCCUCAGGAGGGCCCGUGGUCCGACGGAACAUUGUGGGUGCGUUUUGAGGAUGGCGCCGAGGUUUACCUUCUCUACAAGAAAAACAACCCGUUAAGGGCCCACAUCGUUGGCUCCACCAUUGAAGAGAUCUUUGCUACAAGUGGUCAUGCAGAUGCCUUUACGCGUUGGUGCAGCGGAGGGGGACUAACGUUCACCGUGCGGUACAGCUCUGCCAAUGUGCAUGUCUCUGCUGAGGCGCUCAUGUCACGUAGUGUGGCGGUAUGA